AUGCGCUUCACAGCGACCCUGCUCGCCUGCUCAGCGCUGUUCGCUCAACUCGGACACGCGCACGACGUGCGGGACCAGCAGGUGAGGCAGAAGCGACACCACGAUGCGUCGGCGGCGGCCAAGAUCGAGAAGCGGUAUCCGCCUGGGCGCGAGACGUUCAUCCCGACUACGACGCCCGCGUACGCUCUGAGUACCUCUUCGGCCACUCCCGCGGCGACAAAGACCUCGUCGACCUCGUCCGGAAGCCAGACGACUCCUCCGCCUGGACAGUACACGACGGGGACGACUCGCGCGCAUGUUGCGGCGACGACGACGACGCCUACGACCUGCGCACCGCCUUACAUCGCCACGAGCAUGAUUACGGGGACUGGGACGCUCCCGAAACCUACGACGUUCGUUACCAAGGUCUACCGCUCGAACCAGUUGACACUCAACGGGUCGCCGUUCACCAUCGUCGGUCCCAACAUCUUCUGGCUGUGCCAGGGCCAAGACUACGGACCCCUCGGCUCGUACACCGACAAGUCGAUGGUGCGCGAAGCACUCGCCAUCGCCGUCGCCAUGGGCGCCAACACCAUCCGCGCCCUCUCGUGCGGUAUCUCCACCGGCACAUACAACAACUUGAACCCCUACAACCUCGAACCGACGUUCAACAACUUCGACUCUGCUGCCUGGGACAUUCGCGACUAUGUGCUGUAUGCCGCGAGGGAGUACGGGCUGAGGGUGAUCUUGACGCUGACGGAUAACUACGCUUACUACCACGGAGGCAAGUACGACUUCCUGAACUGGCGCAAGGCGAGCCUCGCGAACAACGGCGCAGACUUUUACACCAACCGCGCCGUCAUGUCCGCUUACAACACGUACAUCACGAACUUUAUCACGCACGUCAACUCGUACACUGGCGUUGCGUACUACAACGAUCCGACGAUCGUCGCCUGGGAGACGGGUAACGAGCUCGGCGGCUACAUCAACGCCGAAGUCUGGCCGCCUUACUCUUGGACCAAGUUCAUCGUGCAGACUAUCCGCAAGUACGACACGAAGCACUUGAUCAUUGAUGGAACCAACGGCUUCUGGAACUACACCACCGGCGCGACUUCCGCCGGCCUCACCCUCUCCGGCGUCGACAUCGUCACCGACCACGGCUACCCGCGCAACACGGGAAUUAUCAACAAGGAAUUCUCGCUCGCCAAGCCUGCGCUCAAGAACUUCUUGAUUGGCGAGUUCGACUGGACAACGACUUACAGCUCGACGGACCUUGCGACGUACCUCAACUUGAUCGAGUCGUGGAAGCCUCUGGUCGGCGAUCUCGCCUGGAACGUUCAGGGGCACGACCCGACAUGCUGCCGAUUCAUCUCGCACAACGACGGGUACAGCAUAUACUACCCAAACGCGAAUUCUGCAGCCGACCAAGCGAAUAUCCUCCUCCUGGCACAGCACUGGUACCGCAUGACCAACCGCGCGCCUCCCGCCGCCCUCGUAGGCGUUGCCUGCCCCCAGCCCGUCUUUUAG
This is a messenger RNA of Rhodotorula toruloides NP11, 1506 nucleotides long. RefSeq names its product Glycoside hydrolase. Lineage: Eukaryota; Fungi; Basidiomycota; Microbotryomycetes; Sporidiobolales; Sporidiobolaceae. The record is from RefSeq and is a predicted model, not a curated record. The transcript is spliced from 16 exons. Gene Ontology annotation, molecular function: hydrolase activity, hydrolyzing O-glycosyl compounds. The coding region runs from base 1 to 1506 and encodes 501 amino acids.